AUGAUCGCCGCAAUUUCAUGGAUUCCUAAAGGAGUCUUCAAAGCGGAACCUGUUUUCGCCGAACCCCCUUCCAAAGAGGAAAUCGAUGAACUCAUCUCAAACACGCGUGAUGUGGAUGAAGAGAAGGAUAUGGAAGAAGACGAUGAAGUUGCACAUGCUUUAACAGUAGCUGAUGCAAUUGGUAAACCAUCCAAGGAAAAUACUGGCGAUAUUACCCUCGCCUUGCAAGAGCUCAACAUGGAAACCUAUGAUGAUGAAGAUGAUAAAGGUUUUGAGUUGUUCAGUUCAGGGACGGGUGAUCUUUAUUAUCAGAGUAAUGAAUUAGAUCCAUAUAUCAAAGAUAAGAAUGAAGAGUAUGAUUCUGAAGAUGUUGAAGACAUGAUUAUUAAUCCAACUGAUUCUGUUGUUGUUUGCGCGCGUACGGAAGACGAUGUCAAUUACCUUGAAGUUUGGAUACUUGAGGAUGCCAAUACCCGUGAUAUGAACUUGUAUAUUCACCAUGAUAUUAUUAUUCCGGAAUUUCCACUCUGCACGGCUUGGCUUGAUUGUCCCCUUAAAGGAGGAGAAAAAGGAAACUUCUUGGCCGUUGGUUCAAUGGGACCAUCGAUAGAAAUUUGGGAUCUUGAUGUUAUUGAUGAGGUAGAACCAUGUGUGGUGUUAGGUGGCAAAGAGCAAAGCAAAAAGGGGAAACAUGGGAAAAAGAAAUCAAUAAAAUACAGAGAGGACAGUCACACUGGCUCAGUACUUGGUCUUGCUUGGAACAAGGAGUUCAGCAAUCUACUUGCAAGUGCUAGUGCUGACAAGAGCGUAAAAAAUUGGGAUGUCGUCGCUGGAAAGUGUACUCUUACAAUGGAGCAUCACACUGACAAGGUUCAAGCAGUUGCUUGGAAUCAUCAUAGACAACAUGUUCUUCUUAGUGGCGCAUUUGAUCAUACAGUUGUUUUGAAGGAUGUAAGGAAUCCGUCACACUCAGGCUGUACGUGGUCAGUCGGUGCUGAUGUAGAGAGCUUGGCAUGGGAUCCACACGCUGAGAACCUUUUUGCGGUGAGUCUUGAAGAUGGUACCAUCAAGUGUUUUGAUGUCCGGAAUGCCAUGUCCAAUGCCACAUCUGAGCAGAGUGCUACUUUUACACUUCAUGCACACGACAAAUCUGUUACCUCCCUAGCCUAUAAUAUGUCAGCUCCGAAUCUUCUUGCUACUGGAUCCACGGAUAAAACGGUAAAACUAUGGGAUUUGUCUAACAACCAACCAUCUUGUGUCGCAACGAAAGAACCAAAAGCUGGGUCUGUCUUUUCUAUCUCUUUCGCAGAGGACAACCCAUUCUUGUUGGCAAUAGGAGGCUCAAAGGGAAAAUUAGAAUUAUGGGACACCUUAGUUAACGAAGGUGUCUCUCGAAGAUAUGAGAAAUACAGCAGGUACCAACCUCAAUCCGGGGCCUGA
Messenger RNA from Vicia faba (fava bean), 1440 nucleotides. The record is from the annotation of a GenBank genome assembly. NCBI's taxonomy places the organism in Eukaryota, Viridiplantae, Streptophyta, Magnoliopsida, Fabales, Fabaceae.